Drosophila melanogaster (fruit fly) is the source of this 746-nucleotide messenger RNA. RefSeq lists its product as uncharacterized. NCBI's taxonomy places the organism in Eukaryota, Metazoa, Arthropoda, Insecta, Diptera, Drosophilidae. The record is from RefSeq and is marked reviewed. Bases 86 to 697 code for a protein of 203 amino acids. The transcript has a single exon.
UCACAUUUCUCGAUCGUCAGAAAUAAAAUCGGAGCUUAUGCGUCGCUUGCAAUUAUUUUAAAUUCUUAGUAAACUUUCUUGGAAAAUGCUUAAAUAUUUGGCUGGAAUUUUCGUCAGUCCGCGCAAUGACUACGCGAAUGGUCGCUACAGGAUUCCGCAUCCGAAGAAGCUGGCCGCCAGGCGAAAGUCGCCCCCGGUGAAUAUAUCCACGAGGAGCGUCAUCAAUGGCGGCAGGUCGGCAAACGGGAGGCUCAAGACGGAAAAUAGAAACGCACGGCGACGUCGAGAGGGCAAUCCACAUCUGACGCGACCACACAGCCGAUCCUCCCAGAAAACCAUAGGGAUCCGCCUGGAUCCCAUUAGCUACAUCGUAAAUGUGCCCAAUUCCACUUCAUCGCCCGACGACGACGAGGAGGAGGUGCCUGUACCGCAAUUGCCCAACGCAGUAAACAAACUGAAGGCUCGAACGUAUCGGAAGGAGAAUUCCGAUUGCCUUAUUCCACCGCCAGUUAGUCGCGUCGCGAGUUGGUCGGGUCCUUUGAAUGCCAGUCCCUUCAACCAGCUGGAUGAGCAGAAUUCCAUCUCUGACGAUGCGGACGCAAUGGGCUGGAAAGCGAUUUGUUUGCCAGAUGAUUUUUGGUCGGAGGAUUCGGACUCGGAAAGCAAAAGCAAAAUGAGUAAAAUCAAUGUCUUUUAAUAUACAAAAAAUUUAUUUUAAAUAUUAUAAUAGUUGACCAUUCAAUAAG